AUGUCGAUGAAAAAGUCAAACCGCAAGGACGUCGACGACCUCCUCGCCGACCUCGACAACCUCGGCGCUCCCUCGACCCCGCACAACCCCUCCCACAGGGCCGCCUCCCCCGGUGCAACCACCGCCAACCCAGCCUCGUCGUCGGCCGCAGAAGCAUCCUCAAAGGCUCCCCAAGACGCCCAGAGCCUCCUCGACGACCUCGACAGCCUAGUGCAGAGCAGGCAGUCCUCCAGCAGCCGCGCCAGCAACCGGAACAAGCCAUCCACCCCGGCACCAGCCGCGCCCACUCACCCCGCAGCCACUUCCAAUCUUGCAAGCACCACCGCCUCCAGCCAAGCCGCCGUACCCGCCCCCGACCAAGCCAACUCCGAAGCGUCCACAGCUGCUGGACCCGCAUCCGAACCCGCCCCUGCUGCUGCUGCUGCCACAGGCGGAGGCUGGGGGGGCUGGGGUUCCUCGCUCUUCUCUCAGGCCACCAAGCUGGCCGACCAGGCCCGCGCAGAGCUCGAAAAGAGGGCCCCCUCCCAGGCAGAACAGGCACGGGAGCUGGGAAACCGCGGCUGGGACCUUGCCAAGGGCGUUCGCGGCUUUGUCAAGGACGCUGGCCUCGAAAAGUGGGGCGAGGAGGUGUCCAAGGUCGGAAAGCGCGGCUGGACCGACAUCAUCAACGCAGUCGCUCCUCCCAUCGCCGCCCACGAGGUCAUUCAGGUCACCCUCAGCCAUGACAUGGUCGGCUACGACGGCAUCGAGGACGUCACCUACCGCGUGCUCGCCAAAGUCAUGGAGCAGGUCGACUCCGACAACACCGAGCAGCAGCUCGUCGUCAACAAGGCGCCCGGGCAGUCGUCGGCCUCGCGCCCAAAGCAGGGCCAGGACCAGGAGCGCGACCUCAAUGCCGUCGAGGGCUUCGAGGCCGCCUUCCGCCUCGCCACCGUCAACCUCGACGAAAUCGUCAAGACGCACGAGGUCAAGCCACCCGCCGCAGAUGCGUCGACGGGCGCCACGCUGCCCAUCACGACGUGUCCCGUCUUUGUCCGCAUCCAGGCGUGCCUGUCUGCCCUCCCAGGGCUCUCCCCGAGCAGCGGCAGCGGCGAAAAGGGCAAAGCGGCGGCGUCCAAGGUCGCAGAGGCCGACGACAAGCAGCUAUUCUUCAUCGUGCUACUCAAGGACCCGCUCCACGGCCUGAGCCACAAGACCAUCAGCCAGGCCGUGCCCACCUCUUGGCUCGAGGUGCCGUUCGAGGAGAAUGCUUGGGUCGAGGAUUCGCUCGUGGACGUCAUCUCGACGGCGCUCAGCGUGGCGGGACAGGACUACGUCCAGGGCCGCAUGUCGGGCCGCACCGCCUCGACCAAGGACGGUCUGGCAUCGUCGUCGCUCGACGCUCCGGCAGCGACGACCGCCUGA
Molecule: messenger RNA, 1404 nt
Organism: Pseudozyma flocculosa PF-1
Lineage: Eukaryota; Fungi; Basidiomycota; Ustilaginomycetes; Ustilaginales; Ustilaginaceae
Exons: 3
Coding region: 1-1404 (467 amino acids)
Source: RefSeq, a predicted model, not a curated record